AUGGGUUGUAUAGGAAUGUGUUGGCAAAUUAAAAAAUAAGGCAUGAGUAAAAUAAUUACUUUGGAAAGAAAAUAGGCAUAGCUUAAUCGAGAAAAAAUGAAAGAAAUAAAAGGCAACGGAGUUAAAAAAGAACUUGAUAUUUUAUGCAGUAACAUCUACAAAAAAUUCUUAAAGAUAUAAUAUAUGAGUUGA
Messenger RNA from Tetrahymena thermophila SB210, 192 nucleotides. RefSeq lists its product as hypothetical. The record is from RefSeq and is a predicted model, not a curated record. Lineage: Eukaryota; Ciliophora; Oligohymenophorea; Hymenostomatida; Tetrahymenidae. The transcript has a single exon.